AUGGGUGAUUUUUGUAUAGCUCUUUGUGGAUCAAAUGGAUGUAUUUUUGUUGUUAACAAGCACAGUAAAAUUGAAGAGGAAUGGGACGAUUUUGAUAGUGAUGUAUUACUUCUAGAAGUCAUAAAAUCAAAUCUUAAAAUUCCCAACAAGAUUCGCAAAUGUGAAUUAAAGUCAUCGAUAAAUAAUAAAUCAGAAGUCAUCAUUACUUAUGGAAAUACUGAUGAAAGGAAAUUGAUUUUUGGAACUAUCAUCGAUGAAAAAAGAAGCUACUUAUUGUCAUUUUAUAAGCCGAUGCCGCUCCACAUUUUGUCUAAUCGUGUAUCAGAUUUAAUGAGAAAAAUGGCAUCAUCAAAUCCAGAAGUGAUUUUGGCAUCAUGGACAAAUGAUAAUCAUUGUGAAUUGUAUUCAAUCAGUGCCAAUGGAGAGAGCAAUAAAUGUUUUGGAUGUGUGAUUGGUCAUCAAAAAGAAAACAUCAAAGAAGCUUUAUUGAAACUUGAUUUCAGAGUCUUGAAUGUGCGACAAUUAUUAACAGCUGUUGUAAAGCUUGCAUUAGAAUUUUGUGAUGAAGAAGAUGAUCUUCAACUAUCGUGGAUUUGUGAUGAAACAAAUGGAGAACAUCAAAUCUGUGAUCAAAAAUUAGUAGACAAUGUGAUGAAAUGCAUUUAA
Messenger RNA from Chironomus riparius, 666 nucleotides. The record is from the annotation of a GenBank genome assembly. Lineage: Eukaryota; Metazoa; Arthropoda; Insecta; Diptera; Chironomidae.